CUAGCAACAAAUUCUCAGUCUCAAUCGAACACGAACACGGAGAGUUUCUCAUACAAUAAAUAAGUCAGCAAUAACUAAAUCGAAAUUUCUAGUUUAGUGAAAGUAUUACUUCUUUAAUAUUAAUCCAAAUUAAGUAAGUCCACGAUGGCGGCAGGUGGAUCUGAUAUGGCUGAUGUGACAACAGAGGCCCCAGUGCAGGCGCCUAUAGGACAAGUUAACCCGAACUAUAACUUGGACAAUGAACGAUUAGAUUGCGAGCGCAUAGAUGAAAUAACAACAAUAUAUAGCUACAUUGAAAGACCCUCAUUUGUCACCGUGCUUUUGAGAUUCUUUGGCAAUAUGUUCGUCGACAUCUUUCGCGCAAUAUUCUACUGAAAGGAUUUGGUUCUGUAAAUGGUAUAGUGCUUACUGAGAUCUUGUGUGGCCCCCUUUUUAAAUAAAUCGUCUGUUCAAAAUAGUAA
Molecule: messenger RNA, 461 nt
Organism: Drosophila serrata
Lineage: Eukaryota; Metazoa; Arthropoda; Insecta; Diptera; Drosophilidae
Source: RefSeq, a predicted model, not a curated record